Cryptococcus deneoformans JEC21 is the source of this 2197-nucleotide messenger RNA. Its product is annotated as CAP1-related. NCBI's taxonomy places the organism in Eukaryota, Fungi, Basidiomycota, Tremellomycetes, Tremellales, Cryptococcaceae. The transcript has 8 exons. The coding region runs from base 73 to 1983 and encodes 636 amino acids. The record is from RefSeq and is a predicted model, not a curated record.
CCACUGCUAAAUAUCGAGUAGCCUGGCGCGCCGCAACAAAAGUCUAUAACGAACAGCGCUUCGCCCACGGCCAUGACCCCCUCUAGAGCUUACACUCCUCCCGUAUCUCCAAAGCUCAAGAAUACCAACCUAUCCUACACUAUCCUUCCCCAUGGUGCACCUCCAGUCUCCCGUCCAAUCCGACGCCCGAAAAAAAUUAUUUAUCUGGCCGCCAUAUUCUUUCUCCUCUAUUGGUUCGGUAUCCGUCACGGCUUAGGAAGGGAACGAUUACCGAUUCCGCCGCUUGGAUAUGCUGUGAAGGGCGGUCGUCGGGGGAGGAAAUCUAGCCUGGCAUGGCACAGUAAAGGUAUGGCAACGCUCUUGCAACCUCAGCCAGGCACUAAACAGGAGCACCCAAUUUAUGAGCUGAUGGAGCGCGCCGAAACGCAUUGGACGUCCAUGCUGGCAUCCCAGUCAACUACCUUGCCGCAGGCGGUUGCCCAAUACCGGAAAAGAUAUGGUAUUGCUCCUCCUUUGGGCUUUGAUGCCUGGUUCGACUUUUGCAAGCGACAUGACAUCAAAAUUAUCGACGAGUACGAUCAAAUGAUGAAGGAUAUCCUACCGCAUCACGCGCUGCCCCCAGUUAUGUUCAUUGCUAGAAGUAAAGCCUUAGAAGGCGCGGCGUACACAUAUACGCUAGACAUCAGCCAAGAACAUGUCAACAUCACAGGCGAAAGAUCGUCAUACGAUAGACCCCAACACUUGCUGAAAUUGAUUGCAGGGUUCAAAGGAGAUCUCCCCCCUGAGUUUCGUUUGAGAGUAACAGGAAGUGAUCACAAUACUGGGAGUGUAGUCUUAGGUAUGGACCAAAGAAUGAGGGCCAUGGAAUUAGUGCAGCAGAGCAAGCACUUCGACGAGGAUGAAUUAAAAUCUCUGGAGGAUCCCUACCGUACACCUGCGUGGGGAUGGUUCAAAGCAUGUCCACUUGAUUCUCCCGCAAAUAUCCGACCUUGGUCUGAGAAUGCUACCGAUGAGUUUCAACCUAAAUCUUUUAUCCAUGACCAUUUGCCUAUAAUGGACUUUUGCGAAUACCCGGAACUCAAGCGACUCCACGGCGCCAUGUCUCUUGAUUACGCAAAUCGUUCGCCUUCGGUCCUAAAACCAAUCCUAGUUCUUUCUAAAUUCCCUUUCGAUUCCUCUUUCCAAACUCCCCCUAUGGAAGGUUACAUGAACAUCACCGAAGAAGAUGUACUUUUCCUGGAUAGAUGGGAAGAUAAAACAGACAACCGUUUGUUCUGGAGAGGAUCGACAACUGGUGGAUACACGGCUCAGAGGGAUUGGAAAGACAGUCACCGGUUGAGAUUGCAUCUGAUGAUCAACGGGCCCAAGGGAGGAAACGCCUGGUGGGAUCAGCAGUUGAGGGAUGUUAUGGUGCCAGAUGGAGAGGGAGGCUUUAAGAUCGUAAGAAGAUGGGAGAGAGUAUUAAGCAAAGCAUAUGCGGAUGUGAAACUGUCCGGCCAACCCGUACAAUGUCCUUCAGAAGAAAUUUGCAGGGAAGUCGCAGAUACUAUUGAAUUCGGAAAGAAAGUAUGGCCUGAUGAGGCAGCAGUGUACAAAUACAAUCUUGAUGUCGAUGGGGACGGCUGGUCGUCGAGAUUUCACAGGCUCCUCAUUUCAGGGAGCCCUGUUAUCAAGUUUACAAUGUUUCCCGAGUGGCAUCAGGAAUGGCUCACUCCUUGGUACCACUAUAUCCCUCUCAAACCCGACUAUUCUGAUCUGUAUGACAUUAUGGCGUUCUUCGUUGGACCUUUGGAUGACGCAGGUCAUGUCGACUUCAGCAAGGGGCAUGACUAUUUGGCCAAAAAGAUUGGAAACGCUGGCCAGAAAUUCGCGUUAGAGCACUCGUCAUGGGUAGAUAUGCAAGCCUACAUGUUCCGAUUGCUUCUUGAAUUACAGCGCCUGCAUUCUUUGAAUCGAAGUUCAAUGAGCUACAAAGCCCAGUAAGAAAGGGAUAGCUGUAGAAAGAAGACGCCAACACAUCGGUAGACGAUAGUAGAUCAAGUGUCCCUUGUUUCCAUAACUUUCUGCUUUUUUUUGUUUCACGUGUCUUGGGUUAUGAUUGUUGUUUGCUAGUGCAUACAUAUGGUGCUCUUCUUUUACAGGCUUCUUACGUGCAUAUCAUCAAGCUGUACCUAUACUUACAUAUUUCAUUGAGCAG